AUGCCCGAGUACGAUGAGGAAGGAAGUGAUGAGGUCGAGGCUGCGGAGCCCGCGGCCGCUGUGGUGGAGAAAGGGAAGGGCGGGGAGAAUUAUCCGGAUGCGUCGGCGAGUAACCGUCGACCACCCGUGUUUGCGACGGGUGCGAAAGAGGUGCAAUGCCGCAUGGAAAGCAAGGUGCAUGCAAUUAGUGGUGUAUAUGCCUGUGUUGCCUCCGGUAACGUCGUCAAAGUCUUCGACACUGUCGGCGGGGAGUGUGUAUAUUCAAGUGUAUUCGGUGAUUACAAGGUUACUGCCGCAUGUUUCAAACCUUGUCAAGGCGGCGAGGAUUGGCAGUUUUUGUGGGUCGGGACGAAGGAUGGAACGUUACUAGAAAUCGACCUCAGCCAUUCUACGGUACAGGAAGCCCGAGUGGGACAUUCUGGCGCCAUCACAUUUAUCGUGCGAUGCGGGAGUGAUAUGUGGAGUAUCGACGAAACUGGAACCCUCCUUGUUUGGCGACCAGAGGCUGGAGCGGGGACGAUUUUGUUGGGGAGUAAGACGAAAAUGUGGAAAGUCGCGACACGGCAGACGAUGGCGCUCGUUGUUGGGGAUGAGCUUUGGCUUGGGUGUCAUCGGUCUGCGAAUGUGUAUAGACCGACGUAUGAUGGGAAUGUACCGUUCAACGUUAGUAUGAAGGCGAUUAUGCCGUCGAAACCGCUCGGGAUCAUCAAGUGUGGCGCUUUGUUGCCGCAGGAGCCGGAUAGGGUCUAUCUAGGGCACGAGGAUGGGAAGAUUGGGGUGUAUUCGAGGAGUCAGUUAGCUUGUGUCGAAAUCAUCGACGUGAGUUCGUACAAGUUGACAGCGAUGGCUGCAGUACGGAACCAACUCUGGGUAGGGUUCGCUACGGGUAUGGUAUACGUCUACGAAAUGGACUCGAAGCCUUGGAAGGUCUUGAAGGAUUGGAAGGCGCAUAAACAGGCUGUCAGUUCGCUCAUCGCUGAUCCUGAGACGGCGAAUGAGAAACGGGGGUUCCAGGUUGUGUCGUUGGGUCUCGAUAACAGUUUGAAGAUAUGGGACGCGCUGUUGACGCUUGAUUGGCAGGAGAGGCAGAUGUAUGCUCGGAGUCACGAGUAUUGCGAUUUCAGGGAUAUCCGGGUUCAGAUUUGUACGUGGAAUGCGGGAGCGAGUAAGCCUGAGAACUUGGAUCGGGAUCCGGAGGAUGCGGCAUUCUUGGAGAAUAUUUUACAGAGCGGGAAUUCGCCUGAGAUCAUUGUGUUCGGGUUUCAGGAGUUGGUGGAUCUGGAGGAUAAGAAGUUGACCGCAAAAACAUUACUGAAAUCCAGAAAGAAGGAUAGUGGACAGCUUCAGGAGAACAUUUCGCACCGGUAUAAACUCUGGCAAGAACGACUCGCGCAGUCCGUGAAGCUCUACAUGGCGCAUGAGAAUCCGUACACGCUCGUGCAUUCCGCAAACCUUGUCGGUUUGUUCACGUGUAUCUUCGUCAAGUCGUCCGAGUCGGCAGCUGUGAAACAUCUCUCUGCCACGACGGUGAAGACUGGUCUCGGAGGCCUGCACGGAAACAAGGGUGCACUCGUCCUGCGCUUCGCGUUGGACGACACGUCAUUCUGUUUCGUGAACUGUCAUUUGGCUGCGGGUCAAUCACACACGGCUCAGCGCAACAGCCACAUGAGCGAGAUUUUGGAACAGGCCUCGCUGCCGGCGGAGGUUUACGACCCAACAACGAUCAGUAACAGAUUCGUCGGUGGUGGUGAUGGAUCAAUGGUUCUUGACCACGACUGCUGUUUCAUCAACGGCGACCUGAACUACCGCAUCGGAGGCCUCUCGCGCGAAAACGCCAUCGACAGGAUCAAGAGAGGGGAUAUCGAGAAACUCCUUGAAUACGACCAGCUCACUGUCGAGAGACGAAAGAACAGAGCACUACGUCUCCGUGCGUUCGUCGAACCCCCGAUCAAGUUUGCGCCUACGUACAAGUAUGACGUGGGUACGGACAACUACGACUCGAGCGAGAAGAAGCGUGUUCCGGCGUGGUGUGAUCGUAUUCUUUACCGGACCGUAUCGAGCAAGAUCACAGCGUUGAGCUACGAUCGCUUCACUGUCCGUGUGUCGGACCACCGACCGGUUGUCGGACUCUUUAAGGCGCGAGUCAAGAUAGUCAAGGAAGCGAGGAAAGAGGAUGUCUGGGCAAGCGUAGUCUCAACAGCAUCAAAAGCAAGACUACAAGCUCUAGACGAAGUCAAGUUACAGUGGAUAAUGCAGAGGUUUAAUGUGACCGAAUUGGAAGCUCGAGCUGCGUUGGAUGAAGACGGUUGGGAUGCGAGAAACACGGCACUCAGGUUCGAGUGA
Messenger RNA from Saitoella complicata NRRL Y-17804, 2343 nucleotides. Its product is annotated as DNase I-like protein. Gene Ontology annotation, molecular function: phosphatidylinositol-4,5-bisphosphate 5-phosphatase activity; protein binding. Bases 1 to 2343 code for a protein of 780 amino acids. NCBI's taxonomy places the organism in Eukaryota, Fungi, Ascomycota, Saitoellomycetes, Saitoellales, Saitoellaceae. Gene Ontology annotation, biological process: phosphatidylinositol dephosphorylation. The record is from RefSeq and is a predicted model, not a curated record. The transcript has 2 exons.